AUGGCCAACUCCAUCCUCAUUUUCUCAACCAUUUUGUUAUUCUUGAACCUCGUCACAGCACAAAAUUACAGUUUUUCAAGGACCUUAUCUCCUGAAGAACUUGGAAUCAAACCGACUAAACUAACCCACCUUCACUUCUACUUCCACGACAUCACCGAAGGUCCAAAUUCCACUGUCGUUACGGUCGCUGGCGCCCCAGAGGAGACGAGGAAUACGGCGACGUUUUUUGGUAAUGUGGUGGUGAUGGAUGACCCUUUGACAGUAGGUCCAGAGCUGAGCUCCAAACUCGUUGGAAGAGCACAAGGUAUAUAUACUUAUGCAUCUCAAAGUGAUAUUGGAUUGUUAUUGGUUUUAAACUUUAUUUUCAUGGAAGGAAAAUAUAAUGGUAGCACACUUAGCAUAUUGGGCCGUAACGCUAUAUUAUCAAAGGUGAGGGAGAUGCCGAUUGUGGCAGGCACUGGGAUUUUCAGGUUUGCUAGGGGCUAUGUUGAAGCCAGGACUUAUGAAUUUGAGCCUCAAAUAUCUUUGAAUGCUAUCGUGGAGUAUAAUGCCUAUGUGUACCAUUAUUGA
This is a messenger RNA of Ziziphus jujuba (common jujube), 570 nucleotides long. Its product is annotated as dirigent protein 22-like. NCBI's taxonomy places the organism in Eukaryota, Viridiplantae, Streptophyta, Magnoliopsida, Rosales, Rhamnaceae. Bases 1 to 570 code for a protein of 189 amino acids. The transcript has a single exon. The record is from RefSeq and is a predicted model, not a curated record.